Molecule: messenger RNA, 2349 nt
Organism: Calliphora vicina (urban bluebottle blowfly)
Lineage: Eukaryota; Metazoa; Arthropoda; Insecta; Diptera; Calliphoridae
Product: protein ST7 homolog
Exons: 2
Coding region: 437-2014 (525 amino acids)
Molecular function (GO): protein binding
Source: RefSeq, a predicted model, not a curated record
AAGAAAUAGAAGAAAGUAUACACCGAAACGAAAUUUUCCACAAAAAAAUUUUACAAAAUAUUUAUUUUGUUUCACGUAUACAACAAUUAUUAAAAUUAUUAAUAACGAUAAAUAAAAUAAGCCAAGAUAUUUUAGAAACAUAAAGUGUUCUAAUCAACUGAGAAUUAAAGAAAUUGAAUGUGUUUGCAGUGAAUUAAGAAAAUCGAAUAGAGAAAAACUUUUGCACAAGACACUGAAAGGAAGAAGCAGAUAAUAAGAAAAUAUUUUAUUUUUUUUAAUAAUAGUCAGUAGUAGUGUUGGAGUAAAGUAAAUGUGAAAAAGGGAUACUUGUUUAGGAAAACUAAAAAACAAGAAAACGUUUUUCGUUUUGUUAGUAAUAAUAAUACAAAUAUUGGCAAAUAUUGAAGAAGCCCAAGAAGAAGGCAACAACGGCGUCAUGUGGGACUCAUCCAUGUUCCUCAGCACUUUGACGCCCAAGUUCUAUGUGGCUUUGACGGGAACAUCCAGUUUAAUAUCAGGACUUAUAUUGAUAUUCGAGUGGUGGUAUUUUCGUAAAUACGGUACUUCAUUUAUAGAACAAGUUUCCAUAAACCACAUAAGUCCUUGGAUAAACGGCAGCGAUUCGUCUAGUGAUUUGAAUACCAACGGCAGUGGCAGCAGCUCCAGUAGUGGCUCAACAAACGGUAACGGGGCAACUGGCGUCGGCGUGACAUCGGCAAGUGGUCAACAAAUGCCCGAAUGUAAAGUAUGGCGUAAUCCGUUAAAUCUGUUUCGUGGUGCCGAAUAUCAGCGUUUCUUUUGGGCCACCAGUAAAGAGCCGUUAACUUACUAUGACAUGAACUUGUCGGCCCAAGAUCAUCAGACGUUUUUUACAUGUGAGGGUGAUGCGCGCAAAGAGGAAUAUGAGAUUAUGCAGACGGCCUGGCGCGAACGGAAUCCGGUGCAACGCAUAAAAUCGGCACACAAUGCAAUUGAAAUGAAUCCAGAAUGUGCUCCAGCGUACAUUCUACUGGCCGAAGAAGAGGCAACAACAAUUUUAGAGGCCGAACGUAUAUUGCGUACAGCUUUAAAAGUGGCAGAGCAAAAUUACCGCAAAUCACAACUUACUCAGCAUCAAGGACCCAUAGCAGAGGGCCUGCAUCGACGAGAUACGAAUGUUCUUAUUUAUAUAAGACGUCGCCUGGCGAUGUGUGCACGCAAAUUGGGUAAAUUAAAGGAGGCCGCGAAAAUGUUUCGCGAUCUAACAAAGGAAAUUCCUUCAAUAAUGAAUGUUCUAAACAUUCAUGAGAAUCUCAUUGAGACAUUAUUGGAGAUGCAAGCGUAUGCUGAUUGCCAAGCUGUAUUAGCAAAGUACGACGACAUCUCCUUGCCAAAAUCGGCAACAAUUUGUUAUACAGCGGCACUGCUUAAAGCCAGAGCGGUGGCAGAUAAGUUUUCACCAGAUAUCGCAUCUAAGCGAGGCCUAAGUCCGGCAGAAAUGUGUGCUGUGGAAGCUAUACAUCGAGCCGUUGAGUUCAAUCCUCAUGUGCCGAAAUAUCUACUUGAAACCAAACCUUUAAUCCUGCCACCAGAACACAUAUUGAAAAGAGGUGAUUCCGAGGCUCUGGCAUACGCGUUCUUUCAUUUGAAACACUGGAAGAACAUAGAAGGUGCAUUGAAUCUGCUACAUUGUACUUGGGAGGGAACAUUUCGCAUGUUACCUUAUCCCUUGGAACGCGGUCAUCUCUUUUAUCCAUACCCCACAUGUACAGAGUGUGCUGAUCGUGAGUUGUUACCGGCCUUUCAUGAAGUAUCCGUUUAUCCCAAGAAAGAGCUACCAUUCUUUAUACUCUUCACAGCGGGCUUGUGUUCUUUUACCGCCCUGCUGGCUUUGUUGACACACCAGUAUCCCGAACCCAUGGGUUUAUUGGCGCAAACAGUACUUACCUGGAUAUCAUAUCCUUUUCAAUUGCUCAAAGAACGCAUUGAAGCAUUUUGGCCUUGUAAUCUAUUGCAACAUUUGUCAAGAGUUUAAACAAUUUAUAAUACAAAAACUCCACCACCGUCGGCAGCGAUGAUGAUGAUAUAACACACGUUUAUACUCUCUCGCACAAUUAUUAUUAUUAUAAUUAUUGAUAACACUUUUAUAACUUUUGGUUAUUUUCAGCCAUUUAUUACUACAUACAGGUUAAACAUUGUUAGACUUUUCAGUUAUUCCUUAUUUUUAUUAUACUAUUCAUAAUUUAAUGAACUUUAUCCUGAUUUCUCAACUUUGUUCUCCUAAUUUAUUUAUUUACACUACUUACUACAUAUUAUUAUUUUUCUUACGUUUACAUGAAAAAUAAAAACCAACAUAUUUUUUAUUCUUUU